Messenger RNA from Mytilus californianus (California mussel), 2849 nucleotides. RefSeq names its product peroxisomal acyl-coenzyme A oxidase 1-like. Bases 54 to 2063 code for a protein of 669 amino acids. Gene Ontology annotation, molecular function: fatty acid binding; FAD binding. Lineage: Eukaryota; Metazoa; Mollusca; Bivalvia; Mytilida; Mytilidae. The record is from RefSeq and is a predicted model, not a curated record. Gene Ontology annotation, biological process: lipid homeostasis; fatty acid beta-oxidation using acyl-CoA oxidase; very long-chain fatty acid metabolic process. Gene Ontology annotation, cellular component: peroxisome. The transcript has 14 exons.
GACCCGGAUAACAGACAUCCCACCACUGAAGGAACAGAGAGCAAGAAUCCAAGAUGUCACAGAAUGUUACCCCAGAUUUGGCAAGAGAAAGAUCUAAGGCUACAUUCGAUGUUGAGAAUUUAGCAGAAUUUAUGAUAGGAGGGCGUGACAGGUUGAAAAGGAAAAGAUUUUUACAGAACAUUGCAAUCCAAGAUCCCUUCUUCAAGAAACAGAAGUCCUGGGCCUUCUGUAGCGUAGAAGAACAGUAUGAUAUGGGACUAUCUAAAAGUAUCUACAUACAGAAAAAACUUGAGGAAAUGGGGAUUACAGACAUGCAAGAGGCUUUUUAUUAUAGAGAAUGUGCAGGUGCACAUGAAAAUAGUCCUCUUGGUCUGCACUAUGCUAUGUUUUUACCAACAAUCAAUAAACAAGCUACACCUGAACAAAAAAAGAAAUGGUUGCCUCUAGCGAAAAGUUAUAAAAUGAUUGGCACUUAUGCUCAGACGGAACUAGGACAUGGCACAUUUAUCCGUGGGCUGGAAACCAGAGCAACAUAUGAUCCAAAAACUAAAGAAUUUAUUCUGGACAGUCCUACUUUGACUUCAAUGAAGUACUGGCCUGGAUGUUUGGGUAAAACUUCCAACCAUUGUGUGGUGAUGGCUCAACUGUACACUCAGGGAAAAAGUCAUGGUCCACACAUGUUUAUGGUACAGAUCAGGAGCAUGAAAGAUCACUCUGUUUUGCCAGGGAUUGAAGUUGGAGUUAUUGGAAAUAAAUUUGGUUAUGGUACCAAUGAUAAUGGAUUCCUACGCUUUGAUAAACUUAGGAUUCCUAGGGAAAAUAUGUUAAUGAGAUACUCACAGGUGCAUGAAGAUGGAACUUAUGUUAAACCACAAAAUGCCAAGCUUGCAUAUGGUUCUAUGGUGUUGAUUAGAUCAUCCAUUGUUAGUGAUGCUGCACGUGGCUUAGCUCAGGCUUGUGUUAUUUCUAUACGAUACAGUGCUGUUCGAAGACAGACAGAGGCCUACCCAGGUGGAGAAGAACCCCAGAUAUUGGACUACCAGACCCAACAGUAUAGAUUAUUCCCCUUGUUAGCUUCAGCUUAUUCCUUACAGCUUGCUGGGAAGUAUGUGUUUAAUACAUACUUAGAAGUAAAUGAUCAGAUAGAAAAAGGAAACUUAGAAUCAAUGCCAGAGCUCCAUGCUUUAUCAGCUGGACUUAAAGCUUUCAGUACCUAUGAGGCCUCUGCAGGAAUAGAAGUAUGUAGAAUAUGCUGUGGUGGCCAUGGUUACUCACAAGCCAGUGGCUUACCAAAGAUUUAUGUAGAUGUCGUUCCUGGUUGUACUUAUGAAGGAGAAAACACAGUCAUGAUGCUACAAACAGCCAGAUAUUUAAUGAAAUGUUACAGUCGUGCAAAACAGGGGCAAAAGCUGCCAGGUUUUGUCCAGUAUAUAGGUCAGAAUCUGAACAAGAAGUCAUGCAUGAGUGAGGAAAUUGCCCUGGGAUGUCUGGUCAUGGCCUAUGAACAUAGAGCUGCCAGAUUGGUUGAAGCAGCAGCAAUGAGAAUGCAGUCACUUAUACAGGGAGGGAAAAAACAACAUGAAGCUUGGAAUGGAAGUUCUGUACAACUGCUAUGGGCAGCAAAGGCCCAUUGUCAUCUGUUCUGUGUAAAGAACUUUGUAGAUGCCAUUCAGGCAAAAUCUUUAUCCUCCAAAACAGCCACAGUGAUGAAGUCUGUCUGUCAAUUAUAUGGUGUUCAUGGUAUACUGGAAAAUCUUGGUGAAUUUAUGCAGGAUGGGUUUUUCUCUGGAGAGCAAGUCGGCUACCUUCAGAGGAAGAUGUUAGCCCUGUUUGAGGACAUCAGACCAAAUGCUGUGGCCCUUGUUGAUGCAUUUGAUUAUCCAGACAUGGUAUUGGGUAGCUGCCUAGGAAGAUAUGACGGCCAAGUUUAUCAAGCUUUGUAUGACUAUGCUAAGUCUGCUCCUAUGAAUCAAACAGAAAUACACAGUACAUAUUAUAAACAUCUAAGACCACUGAUUAAUCCAGAGACAACAUCUGAUGCAAUGCAGUUUGCUAAACUAUAAAUAGACAUGAUGAAAUGUACCACAAAGCUUUAUUGGUGCUAUAUGUAUUGUCUUAACCAGAUAGAACUUAAAUGGACCACUAUGAUUGUGUUUUUACCAAAGUGUUAGCUGAUAAAUAGUUAUGCACAUCAUGUUUAACAUAUUAACUAUGAUUAUUUUAUUCUAUAAACUGUGCUUAGAAUAUAUCAAUCAAUCAAUCAAAAAGUAAUUUUUAUUCUGUGCUUAGAAUACAUCAAUCCACAAUCAAUCAAUCAAAAAGUAAUGAGAUAGAGAAAUGAAAAUAGUCAGUAAUUUUGCAAUAUUUCAAGUUGAUUUUCAAAUUUAUUUUGAAAUGCUCAAAAUAUGAUAACCUAAGAAAGUAUAUGCAUCUGCUUUAAACUGCUUAACUUAUUUUUAACAAAGAAAAUAAAAGGAAAUUAUCUAAUUUAGGAAACAUCAAAAAAAUGUCAGAAAUAUGAGAUUAUUUUUAUUUCUUUGAAUUGCUUUUUCUAGUUAAUGUGAAUAUUGUAGUCUUGGAUUCAGUUGAAUUGAAAAAAAAACCAACGUUGUAAAUAUUUGUAUCUAUAUCUGAAAAUAAACGUUUCACCAGUGAAGUAAACAUAAACUAAAUUUAUGAAUGUUUGUGUCACAUUUACUGACUCUUACAUUUUUUUUUUAUAUUUAUAAAAGUCAAGACUUAAUGUGAUUUUAAUGUAUUUUAUUUAAUUAAUGAUAUGUUUUUAGAAUAUUUAACGCCUACAAUUGUUGAUAAUUCUUGUUAUUUAUAUAAUAAAUGGAACAAAAUAG